AUGUCGCCCGCCUGCUCCCUCCUCUCACCGCACGCCCCCCGGCGCAUCCUCCCGCUCCUCCUCCCCCUCCGCCUCUCCUCCUCCGCCGUUUCCGCGCCCGCGCUCGCAAUGCCUCGACGCGACGGCACCGACGUCUCCUACUCGUCCUCUUCCUCCGCCGCGGCCGAGAUUGCCGAGCCCGUCCGGAAGAUGACCCUCGCCUCGCAGGCGCCACCGGCGGGGGCGGGGCCCGGAUCCGAGCCCAGGCCGGCGCAGCUGUGGGUGCCCAGGGGCUACACAACCUCCGCCGGGGACGGCCCUGGGGUCGCUUCAGCGUCCACCUCGACUUCCGCGAGGGUGACAGAGGAGCGGGACGGUGUUUCGACUGAGAAGCUCUCGAGACUCUUCAAGUCUGCCCCGGGCUUUGAGGUGGACAACAGCACCUUCACCGAGGCCCAAAUUAGGGCCACAUUCUACCCCAAGUUCGAAAAUGAAAAAUCCGAUCAGGAGACAAGGACCAGAAUGAUUGAGAUGGUGUCUCAUGGGCUAGCAAACUUGGAGGUUACACUCAAGCAUUCUGGUUCCCUCUUCAUGUAUGCCGGUCACCAUGGUGGUGCAUAUGCAAAGAACAGCUUCGGGAAUGUUUAUACUGCAGUGGGCGUUUUUGUUCUGGGGCGUUUGUUUCGUGAAGCUUGGGGAAAGGAGGCUCCUAAAAUGCAAGCAGAAUUCAAUGAUUUUCUUGAGAAAAACCGUGUUAGCAUUUCAAUGGAACUUGUGACAGCUGUGUUAGGAGAUCAUGGGCAAAGGCCCAAGGAUGAUUAUGCUGUGGUUACAUCUGUGACUGAGUUGGGCAAUGGCAAGCCAAAAUUCUAUUCUACUCCAGACGUGAUUGCAUUUUGUCGGAAGUGGCGCUUACCUACCAACCAUGUGUGGUUAUUUUCAACAAGGAAAUCUGCCACCUCAUUUUUUGCUGCUUAUGAUGCAAUAUGUGAAGAAGGAACUGCAACGCCUGUUUGCAAAGCCCUUGAUGAAAUAGCUGAUAUAGCUGUACCAGGGUCAAAAGAUCAUGUAGAAGUGCAGGGCGAGAUCCUUGAAGGUCUGGUUGCUCGUAUUGUGCCUCGUCAAAGUUCAGGGCAAAUGGAAGAAGUUUUGAAAAACUUUCCUCAGGCUCCAUUAGAUGGCGGAGACUCAGAUUUAGGACCAAGUUUACGAGAAAUUUGUGCUGCUAAUAGGUCAGAUGAAAAGCAGCAAAUCAAGUCACUGCUUGAAAAUGUUGGAGCUUCAAUGUGUCCAGAUCAUUCGGAUUGGUUUGGAAAUGGUGGACUUGAUGCUCAGUCGCGAAAUGCUGAUAAAUCAGUUGUCACGAAAUUUUUGCAAGCACAUCCUGCAGACUAUGCAACUAAGAAACUGCAGGAGAUGAUUCGCUUGAUGAAACAGAGGCACUUCUCAGCAGCUUUCAAAUGCUACUGGAACUACCACAAGAUUGAUUCUCUUUCAAAUGACAACUUGUACUACAAAAUGGUUAUCCAUGUGCACAAUGAUUCUGUUUUUAGACGAUACCAGCAAGAGAUGAGGAGAAACCAAGGGCUGUGGCCUCUAUAUAGAGGUUUCUUUGUUGAUGUGAAUUUGUUCAAGGCGAACAAUAAGAAGGCAGCUGAAUUAGCCAAAGAUGGUGACGCUUUACUGAAAAAUAUCAAUGGUGCCUUGGAUUCAAAUUCUUCAGCUGUGGAUGGUCUGGCUGAUGAGGAUUCAAAUCUAAUGGUUAAACUAAAAUUCUUGACAUAUAAGUUGCGAACAUUUUUAAUUCGUAAUGGAUUGUCUACCCUUUUCAAAGAUGGACCAACUGCUUAUAGAGCUUAUUACCUAAGGCAAAUGAAGAACUGGGGAACAUCAGCAAACAAACAGAGAGAGCUUAGCAAAAUGUUGGAUGAAUGGGCUGUCUACUUUAGAAGGAAGUAUGGGAAUAAGCCACUCUCAUCCUCAACGUACCUUAGUGAAGCAGAGCCUUUCCUUGAACAAUACGCCAAACGCAGCCCUGCAAACCAGGCUCUGAUUGGUGCUGCUGGUAACCUUGUUCAAACCGAAAACUUCUUGGCCGUUCUUGAUGCAGAGAGAGAUGAAGAGGGUGAUCUCUGGGCAGAUCAUGGGGCAGCACCUUCCAGUCCUGUGUCAACAUCUGUUGACGUGGUUCCCAAAACAGAGGGCCUUAUAGUUUUCUUUCCAGGUAUACCUGGUUGUGCAAAGUCUGCUCUGUGUAAGGAAAUAUUAAACACGCCUGGUGGCCUUGGAGAUGAUCGCCCUCUUCAUAACUUGAUGGGGGAUCUUAUUAAAGGAAGAUACUGGCAAAAGGUCGCUGAUGAAAGAAGAAAGAAACCAGCUAGAAUAACCCUUGCUGACAAAAAUGCACCAAAUGAGGAAGUUUGGAAGCAGAUUGAGGAUAUGUGUGGGUCCACAAAAGCAGCUGCUGUCCCUGUGGUUCCUGACUCAGAAGGCACAGAUUCAAAUCCAUUUUCUCUUGACGCUCUUGCUGUUUUCAUGUUUCGCGUCCUCCAGCGGGUCAAUCAUCCAGGAAAUCUGGACAAGGCCUCACCUAAUGCAGGCUAUGUUUUGCUAAUGUUUUACCACUUGUAUGAUGGGAAGAGUCGAAGAGAAUUUGAAAACGAACUGUAUGAACGUUUUGGCUCCCUUGUUAAGAUGCCUCUCCUGAAGCCAGAUAGAGCUCCAUUGCCUGGUGCUGUGAAAGCCAUCUUAGAUGAGGGGAUUAGCUUGUUCAGGAUGCAUCAGAGUAGGCAUGGAAGAGCAGAGCCAUCAAAAGGUUCAUACGCUAAAGAAUGGGCACAGUGGGAACAAAGGUUACGUGUGACCUUGUUUGGGAAUGCUGAUCAUCUUAACUCAAUUCAGGUUCCUUUUGACUAUGCUGUGAAAGAAGUACUGGAACAGUUAAAAACUAUUGCAAAAGGUGAUCUCAAAACACCUGAUACUGGGAAGCGGAAGUUUGGCAAUAUCAUGUUUGCUGCUGUUCGAUUAACCCCACCUGAUAUAUUGGGCCUUCUCCACAAGGUGGUAGAGAAGGACACAGCUGUCAACAGUUUCCUCAACAAGAUAAGACUGGAGGACAACCUAAAGAAGGCUCACGUCACCCUUGCCCACAAACAAGGCCAUGGUGUGGCUGCUGUCGCAAGCUAUGGCAUCCACCAGCACCAGGAAGUCCCUGUCUCAUUCAGCGCAUUGUACUACACUGACAAGAUGGCCGCUCUCGAGGCACAGCUCGGAGCAGUAAACGAUGAGCAGAUCAAUUCCAGGAACGAGUGGCCACAUGCUACCCUGUGGACAGCUCCAGGUGUUGCGGCAAAGGAGGCAAACGUGCUGCCGCAGCUGGCUUCAGAAGGAAAAGCAGAACGGGUGCCGAUUGAUCCUCCCAUCACCAUAUCGGGGGUGGUGGACUUCUACUGA
Messenger RNA from Miscanthus lutarioriparius, 3432 nucleotides. The record is from the annotation of a GenBank genome assembly. NCBI's taxonomy places the organism in Eukaryota, Viridiplantae, Streptophyta, Magnoliopsida, Poales, Poaceae.